Periophthalmus magnuspinnatus is the source of this 1417-nucleotide messenger RNA. RefSeq names its product src kinase associated phosphoprotein 1 (gene skap1). The transcript has 13 exons. Gene Ontology annotation, cellular component: cytoplasm; plasma membrane. Gene Ontology annotation, molecular function: protein binding. The record is from RefSeq and is a predicted model, not a curated record. Lineage: Eukaryota; Metazoa; Chordata; Actinopteri; Gobiiformes; Gobiidae. The coding region runs from base 201 to 1265 and encodes 354 amino acids.
AGUUGAGUUACAGAACAAAAGGACAGAUGGUGAGAUGUUUUGCCUGACUUUGUAACUGUGAAUUUGCCUUUCUCUAGUUUCACUCAGUGAGUUGUGAAUAUGUGGUAGAGUGUACCUUACCAUAUAACAGGAGUUCAUUUUACUAAAGGGGGGGACAAAAAUCUGAGAAGUCAACUGAGCAGGCCAGGUGAAAGCCAAGAAUGGGGACAAUCUCCAAUGACGUUCGAAGACUUGUAGAGGAUUGUCAUUACUUUAUAACUGAAGUCCUUCGGGAUGAAAAGCUGAGCGAUUAUGCAGUUCAGACUCGUAAAGUUCUGCUCAGUAACUUCAGUGUUGUGCACAAACGAAAUCCUCAGGAGUUUGAUAUUAACACAGAUUCGCUGCAGGAAGACGUUUCCGAUGACAACGGCAGAUUUAGUCUUGGCCGCUCAGUUCCCUCCGAUGAAGCUUCAAUUGCGUCUGAUUGCCAGGAUGAUGGAGCCCAAGAGUGUUUUGAGGAUAUCCCCAUAGUGGCUGUCCAGGACCUUAGCCCCAUCAUAAAGCAAGAUUACUUGGAAAAGAGACGACGAGACCACAGCUUCUUUGGCUCCGAAUGGCAGAAGAGAUGGUGUGUCAUUUACAAAAAUAUAUUCUACUAUUUUGGAACAGAAAAAGAUAAGCAGCAAAAGGGGGCGUUUUAUAUUAAUGGCUACAAGGCAGAAGUAGUGACUCAUCUCAGAAAAGACUCCAAGAAAAAUGCCUGUUUUGAGCUCAGUGCUCCAGGGAAACGGUCCUUUCAGUUUGUAGCAAACAGUCCUCAAGAUGCCCGAGAUUGGGUGGAUGAAAUCAAUUUUAUAACUAAAGACCUUCAGUCUGAACAAAUUCCUUGUGACGAGGAUGAAGUGGAGGAUGAUGAUGCGUGCUCAUAUGACGAUAUUGAAGCAGUAAUGGGGGGUCCCGUCCCGCCACCUCCUGGUGCCCUGCCACAUGCCACACAAAGAGGGGAGCUAGACGAUGAAGGGGACGAAAUCUACGAGGUGGUGCCAGAUGAAUGUCUAGAACGUGCAGACAAUAACUCACCAGAUCGGUCUAAAGAUUAUGCUAACUACUUCCAAGGCUUAUGGGACUGUGAAGCCGAUGAACCAGACGAACUGUCUUUCCAAAGAGGAGAUCUCAUCUACAUUCUCAGCAAGGAAUACAACAUUCACGGCUGGUGGAUCGGCGAACUCAACGGCUCCGUGGGUAUUGUCCCCAAAGAGUUCCUGCACCCUGCCUACAUCCUGUGAACUCCAACAGGUACCAGCACUACUGACUUGUCCAGAAAGCACUGGAGACCUUUCCUUCUUCUUUCAAGAAAAUCAUCAUUACUGAAGGAGAACAAGGACUUGCCAGGAAGGUCUGGGACUGGUCUGGAGUCAAACAAAUAUGAGAAGAAAAU